Molecule: messenger RNA, 1648 nt
Organism: Xiphias gladius (swordfish)
Lineage: Eukaryota; Metazoa; Chordata; Actinopteri; Istiophoriformes; Xiphiidae
Product: high affinity cGMP-specific 3',5'-cyclic phosphodiesterase 9A
Exons: 14
Coding region: 1-1620 (539 amino acids)
Biological process (GO): cGMP catabolic process
Molecular function (GO): 3',5'-cyclic-GMP phosphodiesterase activity
Source: RefSeq, a predicted model, not a curated record
AUGGCAACAAAAAUCAUCUACUUCACAGUGAAUGGGAGACCAGAGCAGGCUGAGUUCCCAGUGGAUUGCCCUGCCCCGGAUGUCAAAGAUCUUUUCCGCUCUGCAGCCGAGGCCGGACCCCAUGACAUCCUGAAGCUGUACAACCCCAAGGGCAACAUCAUCAACAUCUCCCCAGGUUUAGAGCCCAACAGCCCAAACUCCUGGUACAAGCUGGAGGUGGUGGCUGCCGACUGCAACAGUGAGCCGUUAGGUGCGGAGCUUGCUGGUGCACUAGGAUUUGACCUCUCAUCCAUGGAGAAAAGACUGCAGGGCCUGGAAAAGAAAAUCCUGAUUGAGGCUGGCGAGACUCCUGCAGUCGUGUAUGAGAUGAAGAAACAGGUGGAUUCAUUCCAGGAAAAACUAGAGAGUGUGGAGCAUCUGAGCUGGCUUGGAUUGUUUAAAGACCUGUCAGAGGGAACACACAAGCCCUCACCAUUCUACCACAAGAGAACCCUGCGGAAAACCAGAGAGGAGUGUGAGCAUGUACGGGAAAAGUUUCUUCAAAUGAGCUCUCUGGAGGUAUCAGAAGAAGUUAGGCAGUACUUAAAGACCCCCACCUUUGACAACUGGCAGUGGGAGGAUGCAGAGAUCAUGGUGCUCCUGCAGGUCAUGUACACAGAUUUAGAUUUCAUAGUGACUUUCAACAUUGAGCCCGAAGUACUGCAACAGUUCCUGUUUGAAGUCUACCGAAGAUACAACAAUAUCCCCUUUCACAACUUCAAACACUGCUUCUGUGUUACCCAGAUGAUGUAUGGCUUAAUAUGGCUGACUGACCUGAGGAGUAAGAUGGACAGCAUCGACCUGCUGAUCAUGCUGACCUCUGCAGUCUGCCACGACCUUGACCACACAGGAUACAACAAUGCCUACCAGAUAAAUGCUCGGACGGAACUUGCACUUCGCUACAAUGACAUCUCUCCACUGGAGAACCAUCACUGUGCUGUAGCUUUUGAGAUACUGGAGAAGACAGAGAGCAACAUCUUCAGAAAUCUGUCCAUGGAUCAAUACAAACGGAUAAGAGAGGGAAUCAUCAAAUGCAUUCUGGCCACUGACAUGACAAGGCACAAUGAGAUUCUCAGUGGGUUCAAGUCCAUCCUGCCUGCUUUUGACUUCACCAACAAGGACCACAAAGAUGUGCUGAUGAUGAUCCUGAUCAAAGUGAGUGACAUAUCCAACGAGGCACGGCCAAUGGAGGUGGCUGAGCCCUGGUUGGACUGUCUUCUACAGGAAUUCUACAACCAGAGUGAUGUGGAGAAGCUAGAGGGUCUUCCAGUCACCCCUUUCAUGGAUCGGGACAAAGUAACAAAACCUUCUUCUCAAACAGGCUUCAUCAGAUUUGUCCUUCUGCCUCUUUUCAUCGAACUAGCCAACCUCUUCCCCUGCCUGGAGCAACACAUCAUUGAUCCAGUACGGAAGGCUCUUGACUACUACACAGAGAUGGAGAAGGCCCUGGAGAGGGAGAAACAGAACCGAGCUCAGAGUGAGAAUGCAGCAAAGAGCAAGGACACAGCUGUGAGCGCACAGAGCACAGCUGACAGCCACACAGAGGCUGGGCCUGAAGCCUUGAAACCAGACACACAGUGAACUAUGGUGGACGAAACAUUUAGGAACU